This is a messenger RNA of Argiope bruennichi, 2484 nucleotides long. RefSeq names its product cilia- and flagella-associated protein 57-like. The record is from RefSeq and is a predicted model, not a curated record. Gene Ontology annotation, molecular function: protein binding. Lineage: Eukaryota; Metazoa; Arthropoda; Arachnida; Araneae; Araneidae. The transcript has 16 exons. Bases 1 to 2484 code for a protein of 827 amino acids.
AUGAGUGCGAAAACCAACCAUUGCACCAAAGGCUUCUGGUCCUCAUAUUUCAAGUACCUACAGGUAUUUCUCCGUGAAGAACUAUCUGCAACUCCUUACAGCUUAAGUGUGUGUCCUCUGUCAACUUGCCUUGCAAUUGGAUACGAAAGCGCUGUCAAAGUCUUCAAUAUAGUUCUCGAUGUUUUGGUCGAAACGAAACGUUUCGAUGUGACAGCUCCUUCUCAAGUGUCCUUUGCUCCUGGAGGCCAUCUCCUUGCUUACACGGAUGGCAACAUCAUCCAUCUCUGCUACAACAUAGGGUUCAAGGAAUUAACGACGCUUCAUACGCACGUCGGCAAAGUGCACAUUCUUCUAUGGAGAAAUAACAACCACUUGCUGUCCUCAGAUGAAGAAGGGACUAUCUAUGAAUGGAACAUCCCUCGUAAGCAGUCUUUGUGGAGCUUGUCAGUCCCAGAUGUCAUUCACACGUGCAUCACCUCUCCUCUCAAAGGUGAAGAUCUAUACGCAGCAGGUGGCGAUAGCACAAUAAGGCGUAUUAAAGUUGGAGCUGUGCUCAACAGCUACUCACUAAAUGUUACUGGAAUAUCGGCGAUGUCAGCGAUUGAGCAUUGGCUUCUAGUGGGAACUGAAGAUGGAAAAAUCUUGGGAGUGAACCUCUCUUUGAGUGCAACCAAUUUUCAAUUACAGUGUCAAACUGGGCGCAUCAUUCAUUUUGCUGUUCUACCCGAUAUCAAAUCAAUCAUGGCAGUCGACGAGCACGGCAUCGCGAGCACGUGGAGUUUCCAAAACGAGAAAAGAAGAGAAUCCCUUCCUUCUCGAGCGGAAGUUUUGAUUGAUCUAGACAAGCAAAAAGAAUACAUUCAGUGCGUGGAAAAUUUGGAGGAAGAGCUCAUGCGCUGCACCCAAAGGACGGACGCCAGCCGAGAGCAGCAGAGAAAGAAACUGGAGGAGGUGCAAGUGGAGGCGUCAGAAAAGUACAGAAGAAUUGAAGACUCACUAAGAGUUACUGCUGAAAAACUUAAAGAAGAGUUAGAAGAAAUCAGAAGAUCUUUAGAAGAGAAUUACUUGAAUAUGAAACGGAGCAUUGAAUCGGAAAUAGAAGACAAUAAAAAGGACUUCCAUAAGAAAAUGUCGGAGGAGGCAAUGAACCUGCAGCGGGAGAAGGAAGAAAGAGCCCGCAUUGAACAAGAGUUCGAGGACACCGUAUCCCAGAGGAUAAAAGAGAAGAAAAUGGUCCUCGAGGACUUCCAGACCAAGUACUCUCGCCAUAUGGAGCAGCUUCAGGUGCUAAAGGAUCUACUGGAUAAGGAGAAAGCAAUCACGUCUGAGGUUAAAAAAGAAUGCGAGAAUUUCAAUCGAUCAAACGAGAAGGAAGAGCAGGACGUGCCUCAAACUCUGGUCGUCGGCAACGAAACCUACUCCGACAUGAAAUUCAAGAAGGAAAAGGAGCGACAUAUUUCUGAAAUGGAAGAACUGGAUUCACAAUUCGUUUAUCACAAGGAAUGCUGUAAAUCGAUAGAAGAUGCCUUCAAAACCAAACACCGUCUCUUCCGACGUCUUCACGACUUGGCAGAAGAACUGAAAGGUAGGGUGAAUCAAGUUCAAGCGGACAUUUCUAGGAUAGAAGAUGUGCUCACAACAAAGAGUGAGUUCACCAACCAUCUGGAAGGGGCCGCCACAGAGCUUUCGACAGAAGGAAAUCAGAAAAUCGAAGAGUGUGAGGAAGAAAUUCGGCGAAAGGGCGCCAAACUACAGGAAAUAAAAAAUCAGCUUCAAAAGUGUAAAGAAUCUCACAAGAAACUCUGUGAUUUGUUGAAAAUAAAAAGAAGAGAAGAGACUGUGCUGAAUGAGCGCUUGAAAGCAACAGAAAACAGCGUUAUGGAUAACACCAGACAACUGGUGGCCGCUGAGUUACUUUUAGAAAGGUACAGGAUGGAAUUUGUGAACUAUACAUCCGAAUGCCCGAACGCCAUGGCCCUCAGAUGGGCCAUGCUGAGGCUAUAUGAGAAGAGAGUGGCCAAGACAGCCGUCAAGGAAGAAUCACUGUUCUUUACAGAAACAGACCCCUACGUCCGCUUCUGUAAACAAAGAGACCACUAUGAAAACCUCAUCAAUGUGGUGAGAAGCAGAACCUCUCAAAUAAAAGCCACUUUUAGAGAGAACUUCAUAAAACUUGCCAAGGAAAACUCGGAUUGGAGUUCUUUCGCAGAGGCACUGCGGGCAGACAUUCGGUUGAAGCAGAGCCGGAUCCGUUGUUUGGAGGAAGGUUUGGGGCUGAAGGUGGAAGAAUUCGGCAAAAAUCCUGCUGAGACACAGCGACGACUCUUGGAGACGGCCGAGAAGCUGAGCAGCCUGAAGGAGGAAGAGGACAAGCAAAUCGAGCAGCGGCUCACUCUCAUUCAAGAGCAGCAGGAAGAGAUUUUCCGAUUGCACGGAUUGCUGUCGGUCGAAGAUAAGGGCAAAAUAAUACGCAAAAUGAGAUGA